Molecule: messenger RNA, 703 nt
Organism: Truncatella angustata
Lineage: Eukaryota; Fungi; Ascomycota; Sordariomycetes; Amphisphaeriales; Sporocadaceae
Exons: 1
Coding region: 76-342 (88 amino acids)
Source: RefSeq, a predicted model, not a curated record
CUUUGCCAUUGGGAUUGUCUUGCCACAUGUCUACACCUCCAGUCGCCCUCCCAAAUAUCUCUUGAUCAAUAGCAUAUGAGGCCACAAUUGACGGUUAUAAUAUUCUUUAUGACCUUGUGUUACACUGUGACAAUGACUUCUUUUGAGUCUAGCUUUGAUUUUCCCGUCUAUCUGAUGCCGCCUUUGACUUAUUUGACUUUCUUCAAUGCGCGGAAAGACGAGACACAAAAGAAAUGUCAUCUCAAUCCCGCUUAUCAAUGGACACCGUCUUCUGUUAUUACCCAGCCCAUGGUGCUCUCUAACGAUACAACACGUUACCGUUGGAUCUAUCCACCUUUCUAAGCACACCAAGUUGCCGGACUCCACCAAUUCAUUGGAUAGCUAAACCUAGCUUUUAUACUGCAAACGUCAAGCCGUAUUCGGGGAAAUGCCAAACGUUACCGAGACUAUAGACUCUACACGAAGACCGAGUCUCGAGCCAAUAUGGACACUCUACCAAAACCUCAACGGCCUGCCCAAGACUGCCUUCAGACCGGCCAAUAGUCCUGAAGGCCUCACACCUUCGCCAAUGUCCCCAAAAAGUUUGCCUAGUCCCAUCUACCCGUCCUAUGACCGUUGUAUGGAACUACACGAACGAGCAAUGGUUAGUCGUCUGAACGGACUGGUCCGCCAAAGCACUACGAGCAUUACGCCCCCGAGACAU